Molecule: messenger RNA, 3731 nt
Organism: Petromyzon marinus (sea lamprey)
Lineage: Eukaryota; Metazoa; Chordata; Hyperoartia; Petromyzontiformes; Petromyzontidae
Product: ADAMTS-like protein 1
Biological process (GO): proteolysis; extracellular matrix organization
Cellular component (GO): extracellular matrix
Molecular function (GO): metalloendopeptidase activity
Source: RefSeq, a predicted model, not a curated record
UCCGGCUGAUGAGAGUUCGUUGCGUGCCGCGCGCGGGUGGAACUCAGCACACGCGCGCACGCAACGCCGCUGUUUUGUGGCUUAAAAGCCGGCAGCGCGCGCACACACUCACACACACACACGUGCGCCUGUGUGUGUACUUUCUCCAGUCUAUAGACACACACUCAACCGUGCCGCGUGCACACAGAGACGCACGCGCGCACACGCGGAGCGCCCUCUUGCUGUGCUCGCAGGGCGCGUGUGCGUCGUGUGUGUGUGUGUGUGGGGGGGUGGUGGUUGAGUUAGGGGGGGUGGGCGGUUUAUUGUUGCUAUUGCGGUUGGGUACCGAGGCUGCUGUUACCUUGCCCGAUCAUCUCAUCACCUUGCCUGGAGGCUGGAUGCAGUUUGUACCGCCGCACCGAAGAGGUCUCCUCUUUUCCAGCGCUUGAGUGACAGUUUGAUUACUGCCUGCGCUGUCUGGGUUAUCGAGCGAGGUGCACCACCGCCCCCUCCGAGCGCGUGCUCGGGACUGGAAUGGCUGCCCCUGUGCGGACGACAUCGGCCCCGCAGCUCCGCUGCCUACCCUGGCUGGCGCUCCUCUGCCUGGCUCCGCUGCAGGCCCAGAGUCCCUAUGAGCAAGAGCUGGAGUAUGUGCCCGAAUUCAGCCUGACCCGUGGGGAAAGCAUGCUGGAGGAGACCCCUGAGCAGCUACUCAUCUACCGACAAGACGGCCAGGUCCUGCCUGGGAGCCAGCAGGAAGAGGAGAGGGACCCCACCUGGGACGCCUGGGGCCCGUGGAGUGAGUGCUCGCGCACGUGCGGCGGUGGGGCCUCUUACUCCAUCCGACGGUGCCUGGCGGGCAGAAGCUGCGUGGGACAGACCAUCCGAUACAAGUCGUGCAGCACUGAGGACUGCCCGGCUGAUGCGGGAGAUUUCCGAGCGCAGCAGUGCUCGGCUCACAACGACGUGAAGUUCCGCGGGCAGUACCGCGAGUGGCAGCCCGUGUACGAGGGCGCCGAGAAGCCCUGCGCGCUCUACUGCGUGGCGAGGGGCACCUCCCUCGUGGAGGAGCUCUCGCCGAAGGUGCUGGACGGCACGCGCUGCGCCCCGGGGUCCCUCGACAUGUGCAUCAGCGGCAUCUGCCAGUCAGUGGGCUGCGACCGCCAGCUUGGGAGCGGAGCCAAGGAAGACAACUGCGGCAUGUGCAAGGGAGACGGCUCGACGUGCCGGCUCGUGCGUGGCCAGUACAAGCCGCAGACCUCCGUUGACAAGCCGGAAGACACGGUGAUCGCCAUCCCGUUCGGGAGCCGACAAAUCAAGAUCACGGUGAAGGGACCGGAUCAGCUCUUGGUGGAGACCAAGACCCUUCAGGGCCGGCGGGGAGAGAUCAGCCUCACCUCCGCCGGGACGUUCAGCCUGGAGAACAGCUCGCUCGAGUUCCAGAGGCACCCGGGCAAGAGGGUGCUGCACAUCACAGGCCCCAUUCAAGCGGAUUUCACCAUUAAGGCGAGGCACGUGUCCUCAGCUGAGACGGUGGUGCUCUUUCUCUUCUACCAGCCCAUCCCGCACCAGUGGAGGGAGACCGACUUCUUCCCUUGUUCCAGCUCCUGCGGUGGAGGCUACCAGCUGACGUCGGCCGAGUGUGUGGAUAUGCGGAACGCCCGCAUCGCCUCCGACCACUUCUGCAACUAUUACCCUGAGAACAAGAAGCCGAAGCCCAGGCUGCGGGAAUGCAGCAUGGAGCCCUGUCCAUCCAGCGAUGGAUUCAAACAGAUUAUGUCUUACGACCACUACCAGCCCCUCCCACGGUGGGAGGGAAGCCCGUGGACGGCGUGCUCCAGCUCGUGCGGCGGCGGCGUGCAGUCGCGCUCCGUGUCGUGCGUGGAAGAGGACCAGCAGGGCCACCUGGAGCCCGUAGAGGAGUGGAAGUGCAUGUACGUGCUGCGGCCGGCAGUCACACAGCCCUGCAACCUCUACGACUGCCCCAAGUGGAUGGCGCAGGAGUGGUCUUCGUGCACGGUGACGUGUGGCCGCGGGCUCAAGUACCGCGUGGUGCUCUGCAUCGACCACCGCGGGCAGCACACGGGUGGCUGCAACACCAAGAUCAAGCCGCACGUCAAGGAGGAAUGCCUGGUGACCACGCCGUGCUACAAGCCCCGCGAGAAACUUCCUGUGGAGGCUAAAGUUCCCUGGUUCAAACAAGCGCAGGAGCUCAUAGAGGGCCCGGCGGUAUCAGAAGAGGCAGCCUUCGCGCCGGACGCGUGGUCCCCGUGCAGCCGCUCGUGCGGGCCGGGUGUGCGCACGCGCGCCGUACGCUGCCGCGUGCUGCUGCCGUUCUCGCGCUCCGUGGUGGAGCUGCCCGACGGCGAGUGCGAGGGCGAGCGGCCCGCGAGCGAACGCCCCUGCGCUCUGGGGCCCUGCGUCGAGGCGGCCGACGGCCUCCUGACGGACGAGGAGGCGCAGGCGUUGGAGGAGCGGGGCCAGGGCGGGGACGAGGCCCUGGCCUUCGACUGGGAGUACGGCGGCUUCUCGCACUGCUCCGUCUCCUGCGCCGGAGGGAACCGAGAGGCGAUCGUGAUCUGCGUGAACAAGGAGACGGGCGAGGCAGAGGACGAGUCGCUGUGUGACGCGGACGCACGCCCGCCCCAGAUUCAGCGGCCCUGCCACACGCUGCCCUGCCCUUCCCGGUGGGAGACGAGCGAGUGGGGCGCGUGCUCGGCGAGCUGCGGCGCCGGGCUGCGCGCGCGGAGCGUGGGCUGCGCUCGCACCGUGGCCCGCGAGGCCGACGGCUCGGAGGAGCGCCAGCGAGCCACCGACUGCACCGGGCCGCGACCGCCGGACGUGGAGCCGUGUGCGCGCAGCGACUGCCCGCCGGCUUGGCACGCUCGCGACUGGCAGCCCGUGAGUGACGCGGCGACGCGUCGCGCCCGCUUGUCUGCGCGACCGGGGGUUCUAUGUUGUUUGGAGUUAGCUCCCCUGGAACAUUAUAAGUUGCGGUUUUCGUUCGUUGUCAGUAUCGUAAUGGCAAUGCAUUUGCACAUACUUCUAGCCCCUUCCCAACUCUACGUCCCGCUUGUAUCGUUCUUUAAGGGACGCGUUGGGACUGUGAUUGCUUAACGUCAGAAAAGUGAAAGUGUCUCGGUGUUCACAUGAUGUGGUCAUCUCCAUUGGUUGCCUAGAGCCACAGGUAAAAGUUCCACCAUUCCUGUGGAUGAUGCCAGUGUCUCCAGAGGACUACAAAGUAGUACAUAUUUAACUUCUAUAAUGGACUGAGUCUAAAUCCUGACCAGCAUGCGGCCACAUCGCCACCCAGCUAGAUAUACCAAGUAACCAGGGCCCCUUGUUUCCUUAAUUUAGCCCUGCUGCGUAUAUGUUACACUCCACAAAUGUAAGGGGCUUGGUAUAAACACAACAAGGUGGCUUUGUUGUGUUUUUUUCUACGCACUCUUUUUUCUUCUUCUCUAAGUUUUCCCCAAAGGUGUUCUGUAACCUGCGGCUAUGAAAGAAUGUGUUGUACUUCGUUGCUCUUAGGAAAUUGGCUUGAAAUCUUGUUUUUGUGAAACUGGCCCCGGUGUUUGUUUUUAUUUGUUUCACGGUGCUUUAUUACUGUUUUUUUUUUUGCACGUGAAUUUCGUUCACAAUUUCAAAAUGCUCGCGUUUUUUUGAGUGGCAUUAAUAUCCCUUUGGUAAAGUCACGUAGAUAGAAAAACAAUUGAUCACGACGUUUCGAUCGCAACACAAGCAAUCGUCAU